Molecule: messenger RNA, 1173 nt
Organism: Verticillium dahliae VdLs.17
Lineage: Eukaryota; Fungi; Ascomycota; Sordariomycetes; Glomerellales; Plectosphaerellaceae
Product: naringenin 3-dioxygenase
Exons: 2
Coding region: 1-1173 (390 amino acids)
Molecular function (GO): dioxygenase activity
Source: RefSeq, a predicted model, not a curated record
AUGUCCUUCACAUCUAUUCCGAUUCUCGACCUCGCGCUCGCCCGUGAUCCCAAAACGAAACCCAAGUUUCUUGAGGAUCUCCGCCAUGCACUCCUGGAGGUCGGCUUCCUGUAUCUCAAGAAUGUCGGCAUUUCGGAUGAGUUCUUCAACAAAGUCAUUGCGGAAGGGAAGGGCUUCUUUGAGAUUCCUCAGGAAGAGAAACUAAAGAUCGAGAUGAAGAACGCAAAAUCGUUCCUCGGGUACUCCCAGCUCUCAGCAGAGAUCACAGCCGGUGCCAUCGACCACAGAGAGCAGAUUGAUCUCUCAACAGAGCAUCCCGUGCCGGGUCCCCUGGACCCCCUCUACUACAAUCUGCACGCCCCCAACCAGUGGCCGUCGCCUUCGGUGCUGCCGAAUUUCCGCCAGACGUUCACAGACUACAUGGACCGCAUGGGCGCCAUCUCCGUGACGUUCACGUCCCUCAUCGCCGAGGCAAUCCAGCUCCCAGCGGACGCGUUCAACAAGUACUUUGACGCGCACCAGCAGCACAAGCUCAAGGUGGUCAAGUAUCCGGACCUGCAGGAGCUCGGCCUCGGCGACGCCCAGGGCCAGGGCGUCGGCCCGCACAAGGACAGCAUGCUGACGAGCUACCUCCUGCAGGCGAGCGCGCACCGCGGCCUGCAGGUGCAGAACGUGCGUGGCGAGUGGAUCGACUGCCCGCCCAUCGACGGCACGCUCGUCGUGGCCAUCGGGCAGGGGCUCGAGGCGCUGACGCAGGGCGUCUGCGUGUCGACGACCCACCGGGUGCUGUCGCCCGAGGCGGGCCAGGGCGCGCGGUUCUCCAUCCCGUUCUUCCAGGGCGUGCGCGGGGAUGCCGAGUUUGAGGACCUCGAGACCGUCGGCGUCGGGCGCGUGCCGGACGAGGUGCGGAGGCAGCGCCAGCUGGUCAUCGAGAGAAAUGGCGGGGAGCGGCUGGAUGACGUCGAGUUUACAUUUCGCAGGGGCGGCGUCUCCAAGACGCUGGGGGAGGCAACGCUGAGGAACAGGGUCAAGAGCCAUCCUGACGUCGGGGAGAGGUGGUAUCCUGAUAUCCUGGCUCACAUUCGUGAACAAGAGGCACAGCUCAAGAAGGCUGAAAAGGGGCUGAGUGUAACGCUGCCCGCUGCUGGAGCUCCGCCUGUCACGGCACACUGA